AUGAGUUAUCAAUACAAUUCAAAUACUUCCUCUUCCAAAAGAAAACCUGAUGAUUUUAACGAAAACGUAUCCUCCAAUAAAUCUCGAAAAACUUUCGACGGUGCAACUCCUCAACAUGUGGUAGCGAAUCAUUAUAAUAACAUCGAAGAUAAAGGAAAACAAAGAAGAUUAGAAUCCAAAAUCAUAUUUCUUAGAAACUUUAAUAAUUGGGUUAAAAGUGUAUUGAUCGGUAAGAAUACUCCGGAACAAGGAGUGGUACUUGAUAUUGGAUGUGGGAAAGGUGGAGACCUUUUAAAAUGGGGUAAAGCGAAAAUAUCAAAAUUGGUUGGUCUUGAUGUCGCGGAAGUAUCAAUUAACGAUGCAAAAAAUCGUUGGGGCAAAAUAGAUCAUAAAUUUGAUGCCGAAUUCCACGUUUUUGAUUGCUUUUCAAAAAGAAUUUCAAUGAUAGAAUCCAUAAAGAAUAUAGAAUUUGAUGUUGUGAGCAUGCAAUUUUGUCUUCAUUAUUCCUUUGAAACGGAAGAAAAGGCCAAAAUGGCGUUGCAAAAUAUUUCAUCAAAUUUAAAAAAGGGUGGAUCAUUUAUUGGAACUUCAUUAAGACCAGAUCAAUUAGAAUUUGGAAAUUCUAUAUAUUCCAUAAGAUUUGAACAAAAAAAUCAUUUUCCAACUUUUGGUCAUAAAUAUUGGUUUAAUCUUGAGGACGCUAUAAAUGAUUGUCCGGAAUAUUUGGUACAUUUUCCAACUUUCAAAAGGUAUUAA
Diversispora eburnea is the source of this 756-nucleotide messenger RNA. Lineage: Eukaryota; Fungi; Glomeromycota; Glomeromycetes; Diversisporales; Diversisporaceae. The record is from the annotation of a GenBank genome assembly.